AUGGAUUAAGCGAAUCAGGGGAUUCAAAUUAUCUAAGAGAGGGACCAAUCUAGCCGAAAGCCCUCAUUAGAACUCCCAGAUCCUCAUUAUUUUAAAGGAGACCAAGAACCACUACCUUAGAAAAUUGUGAGAAGGCCAAUCACUUUUAAGAGUACUAUUAGGAAAGCUAUAAAAAGCUUUUUCUAUGGAGCUGUUGCCAAACUAAUUUACGUCAUAAUCUAGAAAAAAUUAAAUCUAAUCUCAGUACUAAAAAAUUUCAAGCCUAUUUUGAGGUUUGGACUUAUGGUCUUCUCUCUCUCCUUCCUCUAUAAAAUUACUAGACUAGUCAUAAAAAAGGCUGGUAUAAAAAUAAGCAGAGACCUAGAAGUCUUUAUUUCAGCCAGUAUAAGUUCACUUUCCUUGUUUUUAGCCGAUAGCAAGGAUAUGAAUUUACUCAAAGUGAUGAUCUUUCCCAGAGCCAUAGAAGCACUCUAUGCCCUACUUAAGGAAAGAGGAAUCAUCAAACCUAUUAAGAAUGGAGAGUACAUGCUACUCACAUCCCUUUGUAUUAUAGUGACCUAUUUCUAUAUUCACGAACUGUCAGUUCUUUAACCCUCAAUGAUGAAAGCAAUUGAUAGUUAUAUGAAUUUAGGAAAAACUGAAUAAUUUCUCAGGCAUUAGUAUCAAAUUUAGAGAUAUAAUGCAAUUAAGGAGAAGUAUGCUAACAAUAGAUUAUUAUGA
Stylonychia lemnae is the source of this 720-nucleotide messenger RNA. Lineage: Eukaryota; Ciliophora; Spirotrichea; Sporadotrichida; Oxytrichidae. The record is from the annotation of a GenBank genome assembly.